Messenger RNA from Nicotiana tabacum (common tobacco), 1372 nucleotides. Its product is annotated as deSI-like protein At4g17486. Lineage: Eukaryota; Viridiplantae; Streptophyta; Magnoliopsida; Solanales; Solanaceae. The record is from RefSeq and is a predicted model, not a curated record. Gene Ontology annotation, biological process: protein deubiquitination. Gene Ontology annotation, molecular function: deubiquitinase activity.
CCAUUUUCAAAGUUCCUCUCUCUCUCUCUCUGUGUCUCUCCCUCUCUCUCCAAAUUUGCCUUUUCACAGAUAUUUCUAUAGAAUCACAAAUCAAUCUCAAAGGCUAUUUACUUUAUAUUUCUUUACCAAAAAACAACACAAAAAUACAAUCUUUUUGCAAACCCCAGAUUCCCAUAUUCACAGAAAUUUCAAUAGAAUCACAAACCAAUUUCUAAAACUAUUUUUUUUAAUUUGUUAAUAAAAUGGACCUAAAAAUACAAUCUUUUUGCUAACCCCAAGAUUUCCCUUUUCACAAAAAGUUCAUCAAAUGGGAGAAGAGAGCACUUCAAAUGAUAACAAUGCAAAUAAUGAUAAUAAUGGAAGCAGCUAUGAGUCACCAGUUAUAUUGAAUGUGUAUGAUCUUACCCCUGCUAAUCAGUACACUGUUUGGUUUGGCUUUGGAAUCUUUCAUUCUGGUAUUGAAGUCCACGGUAUGGAAUAUGGAUACGGAGCGCAUGACUUUCCCAUAAGUGGCGUGUUUGAAGUGGAACCUAAGAGCUGCCCUGGUUUCAUCUACAGAUGUUCAAUCCCAUUGGGUCGUAUUAAGAUGCCUCCCUCUGAAUUUCAAGCAUUUCUUGAGAAUAUGGCUUCCGAGUAUCACGGGGACACCUAUCACCUCAUUUCCAAGAACUGUAACCAUUUCACAGAUGACAUAGCGCAAAGACUAACAGGGAAAGGAAUCCCCGGAUGGGUGAAUCGGCUUGCCAGAGUUGGUGCUUUCUGCAGUUGUCUUCUUCCUGAGAGCCUCCAAGUGACAACUGUUAAACAGCUUCCCGAGUAUCAUCCUUGUGCAGAAGAAGAUGAGAGUGGGUCAAUGUCAACUGCAACACCCCACGAACCAACUGAAAGCGAAGAUGGUGAUCAAGAUAAGCACUUGUUGUCACCUCCAGUUGGAAGUCGUGAAGUUGCUUUUAUAAGGGAGACCCCGAGGUCAAACGUGCUGCCUGAAUAAGGCUGGAUUGAAGUAUUUCAGGCAUUCCGAUAAGUACUAUUGGUUUUCGAAAGGCUGUGGACAUAUCAAGCAUAUCCGCUGCUCAAAUCACUCGUUUGCUAUAUGAAUUACUAGUUCAUUGAUUUUCAUGCCUUCUCCUUUUGGUUAUUAAGGUUUCCUUAGUGUGCUAGAUGUAGAAGUCAAAAUGCAGGAUUCUUCUCUGUAAUUUAAGCACGCCUUUGUUAGAGCGCAGAAAUAUUCGCUUUAAACAUUCUUGAGCUUGGAAGUUGAAACAUCCCAGUGUUUGUGAAAAUUUGAGAUACUGGACAUCUAUUGAGAAUGUAAAGAUUCUAAGGAGGUAUUCUGAUGUUAUGUCAAUGUGUAACUGUCUGAUUUUUCCAA